Messenger RNA from Venturia canescens, 6460 nucleotides. RefSeq names its product short gastrulation (gene sog). Gene Ontology annotation, biological process: dorsal/ventral pattern formation; multicellular organism development; negative regulation of BMP signaling pathway. The transcript has 8 exons. The record is from RefSeq and is a predicted model, not a curated record. Gene Ontology annotation, molecular function: BMP binding. The coding region runs from base 1306 to 4344 and encodes 1012 amino acids. Lineage: Eukaryota; Metazoa; Arthropoda; Insecta; Hymenoptera; Ichneumonidae.
GUGUGUCGCGGAUGAGAGGUGGUGUUGUUCAUGACGUUGCGUGGUGUACCCCGCGAGCGGUGCCGAUCAUCGGGAUACCCGCAACAUCGGAUACAGCGAGCGAGAGCAAAGAGAGGAAGAGAGAGAAACGGAGUGACGACGAGAGAGCGCGGCGAGCCUCCCACCCAGUCGACGACUAGCCGAGCUAGCGAGUUGACCGAGAGCUACCGUAGAUCGUCGGGACCAACGGAGUUUCGGUCAUUCAGUCACCGAGUCACUCAGUCACUGACGGAGUCAAUCGCGACGAUUUACCGGCGAGCGAUCGAGCGCAGAACCCCGAGGCCGUGCGUACCACUUAUUUUUCAACUUUUAACGGAGCUGAUUCGGAGAUUCUCGCGUCGAUAGCAUCGCUACUACGCAGAGUCUACGCGAGAGAUCGAGGUUCAUUCGUCUACGAAAUAAAAGCGACGCGGAUUGAUAGAGGAAGCGCAGAGAGGAAUAAAAUCGCCGAUGUCGCGACCGAUAGAGAACGGCACAUGCUGUGCCGCCGGCGGUAACAAUACGUUAUCGAAGAGGAUGAACACGCGGACGUCGCACGUACGACUACUCCCGUCGCAGCCGUACGCUCGAGCCCGUUAAUUGUUAUCGUGUGUUUAUACCGCGCUGCGCGAGGAAGGAACGAACGUUACGUACGCGUACGUAUACGUAUAUAUAUAUAUAGAUAGUAGGCAUAUAUGCGAAAGAGGUGAAGACGUCGAAGACGACAACGCGCGACGAGGACGAGAACGUUUCAUACUCCGGUCUCGCGGUUAUAAGCGCAGUCGGGCAAGAGGCGCGGUGCUGUUUGCCAGCGAGCCAGCGAGCUUCGAGUUUUUCCCUCCCACCCUUCUUCUCGCAUCAACAGUGUAUCCCGAGUUGCGUGUGUCGUGUGUCGUGUGUCACGAGUUUUGUGCAGUGAACGGUUAAUAGACCAGUGCUCGAGCGACCCAGAGAUAAAUAAAUUGAAAAAUGGAGCGAUAGACCGAUCGUACGUGCGCGCGCUCGUUAAUCCCGCAGUGAGAAAAGGAAAUUGAGAGAGUUUCGAGUACACACCGCUCAAAGGAAUAGAAUAGUUGUAGUAGUAGAAGCGCGAUUUAAAACAGUGCCAGCAGAUAUCCGACGGACCCGGAUAUAUCGUCGUUUCGUAUGCCGUGCCUUUAUAUAUAAACGUCCACUGUCUAUAAGAAAUAUUUGACGCCGCUUGUAGAAGCGAGUGAGUCGGUCAAGAGCGAGAAACUUGAGAGAGGUGAGAAGCGAGAGGAGAAAGAGUUGCGCGCGGAAUCCAAGAUGCUUUUCCACGCCGGUAUGAUUUUCCGUCUCGUUUUGACGAUGGUGUGCUGGGCCGCGAGCUCCCAAGCGCGAAGAGUCGCGCCUCUCAUCGAGGACGACUGGGCCAGAAGACCUCACAGGGCCGCCGAAUGCACCUUCGGGAAACAAGUCCGGGAGCUGGGUUCGACGUGGUACGCUGAUCUGGGACCACCCUUCGGAAUAAUGUAUUGCAUCAGAUGCGAGUGCAUACCGGUCCAGAAAAAACGAAGAAUCGUUGCGAGGGUGCAGUGUCGAAACAUCAAGAACGACUGUCCGAAAACAAACUGCGAGGAGCCCGUGUUGCUGCCUGGAAGAUGCUGCAAAUCGUGUCCCGGUGAUUUCAGUCCCGAUAUCGUGCAAGAUCUGCCGGCGCAAAUGACCUCGGAGGAGGAAGAAAGAAGCCUCAAACAUUUCGGUACUUUACUAACGGGGAAGAGUUCGCAAUCGCUUCGCCGGGAGGAUCAAACGAUUUCGAUGAUGCGAAACAACGCGUACAACUUUGUCGCGACGGGACGUUUCACGUUCAACCGAAAGAAUCUCUAUUACUCGUUCUAUCUCGGUGAAUCGACGGGCCGUCCGCGAAAUUUGCAAUUCGUCGAUGACGCGGGGAACAUACUCGAGGAGCAAACGAUCGAUCCGGUCGGCGGGGUGUAUCAGAACGCGACCGGUAAACUGUGCGGGGUCUGGAGACGAGUGCCCCGUGAUUAUAGAAAGUUAUUGCGCGAGGAGCGGCUUCACGUUGCUCUCGUAUGGGAAACGAAUUCGAUACUGACGGGACGAUUGUCUCGUUACAGAGCUCUCUCGAGCGAGCAAUUCUCAGCGCUGUUGGAACCGAGCGCGGGUGUCGAUAGAUCGCUCAUGUCGGGAGCGGGCGCGACCGCGAUCGUAUCGGCCUCGACCGCCUCGGCUCCCUCGGUCCAUCUCUCCCUCGUCUUCAACGGUUUAUUUCUACCGAACGACUUGGCCGACGUCGCGAUCACGAUCGUACUCGAACACACCGAGAAGGAUUACGUCGUUCUACGGGAAGACAUUAUCGUGAAAAAGCCAUCGAACGAGUUGAACUUUGGCGAGGUCAGAAGCGCCCUGUCCGGGGCGGACCUUCGUCUGCUCACACGGGGCAAGCUCUCUUUGACGAUCAUGUCCCGCAAGGAUCCUCAGGCGUUGAGACUGACGGGGAACGUUGCUCCGCGAGCCAGUUGCGACAUUUAUCAAGCGCUCUUGUCCUCCGAGGUUCCUUCGAGCUCGUCCGGAUUGGCCUGGGCCUUUCUCGAUCGACAGGGAGCUCUUCGAUACGGCGUUCGACUGAUCGGUCUCGAGGAGGAGAGUCCCCUCGUCACGCUCGUCGACGACGGUGGUAGCGGCGGCGGCGGCGGCGGCAACGGCAACGGCAACGGAAAUGCCAAAAGGCGCACGGAACUCGAGGAUUUGACGCCCUCUCUCGUCGGUGGACUGGCGAACGGUUCCCUCGAAAGACCGGGUCCUCGUCUCCUGGAGCCUCUCUUCAAGGGCGAUUUAUCCGUCGUCGCCGCUUCUCACGUCGGAUCUCUGUUGCGCGGUAGACUCGUUCAGAGGCCGGUCGCCGAUGCGAAAGACACAGGAGCGCCGGUUCUCCUGCGCAGGUUGAGCCAAGAGCCCGUUUACCCCGGAGCGGUCGGUCUCGUAUGGGCCGCGAUCGAUCUCGACUGCGCUCUCCAUUACGAGCUCGAGGUAACCGGGUUACCCGGCUUCGUCGGCGUCUCCGCGAGCCCGACGUCCUCAUCCCCCGCCGAGCCGCCGCAGCAGCAGCAGGCGCAAAGAUCGCUUCUUCGCUUGUACCUGGAAACGAUGCCCCUUCUGGCCCAAGGUGCUCCCGUCUCGAGAAGAUUGCUCGAAGAAUUCACGGGCAACGUACUCGAAGGCUCGGUCACCGGACUCUCGCCCGUCGAGCUCUUGCGCAUCGAGUCCGGAAUCGGUUUUCUCGAGGUCACGGACAAACAGACCGGCAGACUCCUCAAAGCCCCGUUCAAAGCUCGAGCGCCCCUCAGCUGCCUUCCGCAUUACGCGGACAACGACGUCGCCUCCGUCGUCGCUUACAACCUCCAUCCGCCGACCUCCGAAAUCGAGACCGGAGCCUGCUUCCAUGAAACGAGAUUCUACGAGGAAGGAACCCAGUGGAAAUCGGGAUCGGAUCCCUGCUCCAUGUGCCAUUGCUAUCGCGGCUUGGCGCAAUGCGAUCCCGUUCCCUGUCCCGCUCUCACCUCCUGCCCCGUCGCCAAACGAAUCAAACCACCGCCCGGACACUGUUGUCCCAUAUGCGCCGGUCCCGCUGACAUCGGUGGGAGCGACAACGCGACGGUCGCCCGGGACAACGCAUCCGUUCCGAGCAGAGGCUGCACUCUCGCUGGUCACUUUCAUCUGGCGGGGGCUUCUUGGCAUCCUUAUUUACCACCUUCCGGAUUCGAUACGUGCGCGGUCUGCACAUGUGACCCGGUAAGCUUGGAAGUGAAAUGUCCGAGGGUGGAAUGCCCGGCUUUGGAUUGCGACGAGAAAACAGCGGUGAGGCCGGACAAGAAGGCGUGCUGCAGGCAAUGUCCAGCGGCAGCGAUGACGACCGCAUCGACCGGUGGGGACAUGUUGCCUCGCGAUCAAGCGGCCGGUGGUGUCGCCUCCGGAACAAUCGUGACGUCGCCGACGAGACGCACUCCCGAAGAGAUACUUUCCUCCGGUGGCUGCAAGUAUCCGAUGGGUGGUCCGUACGAGAACGGCAAAGAGUGGCAUCCGAGAGUCCACUCCCACGGCGAAAUGAAAUGCGUCAAAUGCCGCUGCAAGAACGGUGAGGUGAGAUGCGAUCGUAAGAGAUGUCCACGCUCGUUGUGCAACUCGAUAGCGAAUCAGCUGAAGCGAGGUGAGCAAGUAGCGGAAGCGGACGAUUGUUGCACGGCCCAGUGUCGCCGGGCCCGGCGACAUCAUCGCAACCACCAUCACCAUCAUCAUCAUCAUCCGCCCAAGCAUUCGGUGACACCCCGAGAAUUGAGCUGAGCGAAUCGAACGACGAACGAGCGAAAAUGUAGAGCAACGAGCCCAAACGCUAUGAAGAAGGGAUUGAUCGUACUCCGGCCAAGAGUCCAUUGACAGCGGCGCAUCCUCGGAGCUUCCCGAAACGUUAAUCAAACAGAGCUUUGUAAAUCAGCGGCUAUUUCCAUGACACUCGGAGAACGCCUCGUACAACGAUCGAUGUGUUGGUACGACGCUGCUCUCGAGCUCCUACGGAACGAUUAUUCGAUUACUGAACGUGGGCAUGUACUCGGGGACAGAAAGAGAGUGGGGAUGGUGGAUCCGGAAGUACACGCGUCGAGGAGCAGACGACGCAACGACAGCGAUUUCUCUCUUUCUUCCUCCGAUCCCAGUAGCAAAUCCGACAGUCUUUAUCCGAUCUAAAAGUAAUUUAAAAAGAAGAUGAACAAAAGAAAAAGAAACAAACAAUAUUAGAGGCGCAAGGAACAUACCCACCAACCUCACCGAGUUACCCAGCAACCAAAGAAGACUGAAGAACCUCGAUGGCGGCGGCGGCGGCGGCAGCGGCAUAAGUUAUCGCGUUACACGAUUUACUAAUUAUUUACUCCAGCUUAAUUGUUAUUAUCAUCGUCAUUAUCAUUAAUAUCACUACUGCUAUAUCGAUUAUUAUUAUUAUUAUCAUUAUUAAUAUGAUCAUACUAUCAUUUAUGAUGUAGGAAUAAUUGGCGAUUAUAUCGAUGCUCUAUGAUAAUAGAAUAGUGCACCGGAUUAUGAGAAAGGAGGGAAUACUCGAGGAGCUAUCUUCCUCCCUGCUGCUCUUCCGUGUCUCUCCCGCUCUUUGCCUUUUUUAUAAUUACACGUGAUUAUUGCAAUAAUAGAUAUGGUCGGUACGCGUUGCUUCGACGAGAGCGUUCGACGCGUGACGAAAAAAAAAAUAGACGGUGCGAUAUCGGGGAAGAAAAAAAAGAAAGGGAGGAAAUAUUGUGCCUUAGUCCGUCUCAAAAGUGCCUGCUGCAAAAGCGGCUUCAAUAAUAAUCGCGCGAGCGCGCGCGCGCGCGCAUUAGAAUUUAAGACCACGGGCAAUUAUUAUUAUUCGUCGUGAAUCGUUAUGUAAUACGGAGAAUUUUUGUACAUAAAUAACAUAGAUAUAGUUGACCGCGAAUCUACGAUAAUUAACUACUCAGCGAUACUUUCCAAUUGUUGUUCAAACACUAUUACGCGAGAGCGCAUUUUCUUGUUUCCUUUUGUUUUUCGUUUCAAAUAUUUGCGCUUCGAGGAUCAAAAGCUCGGAUGGUUUUGUCGAGAGAUACGAAAGAGAGCUUCCAAGCAUGGAGAUCGACGAGUCUUGCCUUCAAUUUUGCUGGCUGAAAUUGUUUCAAUACUCGUGUCGAACGAACGAAGGAAAAAGGGAUAAGAAAGAGAGGAAUGAGAAAAUAAAAUUGCUCCGAAUCGAUGGGAUGUUAUUGAAAAAGCGUACUCGCCUUGAAAAAGAAAAGAAAAUAAAAGCUAAUCAAAAUUUUUGAUACCGAACCGACUGUAACGUUUAAGUUUUAUAUUCUUUCUCUCUUUCGUUUUAUUUACUUUUUUUGUUUUUCGUAUUUUAUCGCGAUUUUAGAUUGAUAAGGGAACAAGAUGAGAGUCGCGUUGAGGCGUGGAACGUUGAUGGGAAACCGAUGCUAUUCUGUACUGUGCCAAAACCGAUAAAACAAUUAUCGUUCAUAGUUAAACGAUAAAGAAAAGUAAACCCUCAGAUAAUAAUGUUAUUAAUCGAUCGAGCGUCAGAAGCCGUUUACCGAUAUAGUGCGGUACUUUAGCUCACACCACACCAACGAAAAGACACAAACACCCACACAUACACGCACACACCGAACCACGGACACGAUAAAAUUCUGCAUUGUAUUUACUGUAAUUCAUUUAUUAGUAUCGAGCGAAUAACGAAUUGUACCUAUUUGUUGAAUAAUUGCUAAAAGAAACACUAAAUUACUUCGUAAUUUGUAAUAAAAAUGGAUGAUGUACCGAAGGAAGAAAAAAAAAAGAAAAUAGGGAAAGAAACGAAGCAAGGAAAGUGUGGAUAAAUCGAAAUUAGAUACAAGUUGUAUGCCGAUUUCAGUAUUUUUCAUUGAAUAAACAGCAAAAUGAU